Didymosphaeria variabile is the source of this 570-nucleotide messenger RNA. RefSeq lists its product as uncharacterized. The transcript has a single exon. The coding region runs from base 1 to 570 and encodes 189 amino acids. Lineage: Eukaryota; Fungi; Ascomycota; Dothideomycetes; Pleosporales; Didymosphaeriaceae. The record is from RefSeq and is a predicted model, not a curated record.
AUGCGACCACUUACCUUCUUCACUUUCCUGCUACAUCUCCUCCUCUUCGUUUCCGCCUCUACGGUUACAAAUGAGCCCUUCACCUCUCCCACCGACACAGACGCCAGCACCGCCGACCUCGCCGGUGGUGUCUACGCCUGCGAAGGCGAUAAUUUCACGGGCGACUGCUUCUAUAACCCUCCCGAACGAAUGCGCGCAUGUGCACUUCUUCUCAUCGGAAGGCCUGACAGUGGAGUCGGAUACCACCCUCGUUCCAUCGGCCCAGACCGUGGAGGACAUUGCGACGUAUUCAAGGGGAGGAUCUGCAACGACCACACCUUCGUCAGGCGAAUUGACUAUCCUGGUGUGAAAAGCUACGCCGAGCUCAAUCCAAAUGCCUGGGAGGCAAUCCGAUGCUACGCUGUCGCGGCUCAAGCCUCUGCACACGAGGAGAUAGCGGUGGAGCUCAUAGGUCGAUCCGAAAUCCCUCCCAAACCAGCUGUCUAUCCGAGUACCGACGAUGAAGCCGCAUCCUCCAUCGGACCUGCCGUACCCGCCGGCGACUCCCAGACCGGCGGCCUCCACUAUUAG